Molecule: messenger RNA, 850 nt
Organism: Olea europaea var. sylvestris
Lineage: Eukaryota; Viridiplantae; Streptophyta; Magnoliopsida; Lamiales; Oleaceae
Product: RNA-binding KH domain-containing protein RCF3-like
Exons: 5
Coding region: 36-536 (166 amino acids)
Source: RefSeq, a predicted model, not a curated record
AUCUAGCACCACCUUCUGUUUCAUUUACUAGUCCUAUGAUGGGUGUUGUGAAACCCGAGGCUGAUUCUAGCAAAAAAAUAAAUUGUCUAGAAACACAUACCGGAAACAGUCCUGUCAUUUCUACUCAUCAGAAUAUACCAACUGCAGAAGCGACUCAACAUAUGAUAGACGUGAGGGGAUUCAAGAAUGCAACAGUGACGCUAGAUAACAGCAAGUUUCAUGAAGAUACACCGAUUGCAUUGAAUAGACUCUCAGUGCCAGUUGUCCAUAAAAGUAUGCUGGAAGUUGUCAUACCAACAAGUGUGGCAUCUAGGCUUGUUACAGAAUCAAACAACAAGUUUACUGUGAUCAGUCAUCUAUCUGGAGCAGAUGUUGAAUUGAUUGAAGAUAAACCCAAUGUAACAGGGAAGAUCAUUCAAAUUACGAGGGAUACUACAGAGCAAUCCAAGAGAGCUCACAUCUUGCUUCAAGGAUUUAUUUUGACUGCUGCGGAAGACAGCCCAAAGGUGAAUGGGGACCUGCAUGGCUCCACAUAAAGCAGGAAGGCGCUCGCUAAUUGGAGUCCUUCGAUUACUGUAUUCUGCUUCAUUAUCCAGUCAUGCUUGGUGCUUUUCCAUAAAAGCAAGCCUACUGGUAAGAAUGUACAUAAUGGAACUAGUACCCCGUGUAAGAGUAGUCCCUAAGAAUGCUCAUAUUAAUUUCGUUUGCUUUCCGAAAAAUGUGGGACUUUCUGAAUAGCUCCGGAAUUGAAGUUGUUGUUUUCCCCUUCCUGCCUUCUGUCUUUCAUUAGGAUGAAACUUUUUUGGAUUUAAUAUAAUCCAUUUGUGGAAUUACAUUGUCGCGUUUGGAA